This is a messenger RNA of Colletotrichum lupini, 2100 nucleotides long. RefSeq lists its product as uncharacterized. Gene Ontology annotation, molecular function: acetyltransferase activity. Bases 1 to 2100 code for a protein of 699 amino acids. Gene Ontology annotation, biological process: mycotoxin biosynthetic process. Lineage: Eukaryota; Fungi; Ascomycota; Sordariomycetes; Glomerellales; Glomerellaceae. The transcript is spliced from 9 exons. The record is from RefSeq and is a predicted model, not a curated record.
AUGGUAACAGAGGAUCCUAACCGACGGUUGGUCUACCAACUUGAGGGCGUUGGCCUCAGCCUAUUUGUGGUCUCUAUUGUUGGUGGCGUCGUCUCUUUGAUUGUGGUGUGCCUGAGGACAUUGAUUCGACUGCGGGCGAAGACGUUUAGUUGGGAUGACGGCUUGAUGCUCGGUGGUUUGGUCGUUUACCUCGUCGAUGUCGCACUCGCCUGCAUGGGCGCGCUGAGUGGACUGGGCACGCGCAAUGCAGACCUCAGCUCAGUCAUGUUGGUCGAAUCGAUGAAAUAUUUGAUGAUUUGGAUGAUGCUCUACGUGGCAGUAUUGUGUACGAUCAAAACUUCGAUUUGCAUCACCACACUACGGAUCGCUACUACAAUGCCAAAGCUACGCACUGCCGUCUACAUCUUGAUGGGCCUUACUGUCGCCACAUUCUUCACAACCUUCGUCGGGAUCCUCUUGUUAUGCCGACCUGUGGAAGCCAAUUGGGAUACCAGCAUCGUGUUAGAGGGCCGUGGCGAGUGCUCGCCAGUAAGCUCUAUGUUGGCGCUGUCAUACACUUCAACCGUCAGCACCAUCGUUACCGACCUUGCCUGUGCCGUGCUCCCGGCUAUUAUUCUCUGGCAGACACAAAUGAAGCUCUCGACAAAGAUCAUGACUGCCAUUGGAUUCAUCGCCGGCUCCCUCCCUGCUUUACGACAAUUCUUCAUGCACCGUCGCUCGCCACGACCUACAACUUUGGGUCAAACAGAUGCAUCUCAUGGCCUCCACCCGGGAUCAGUUGGGCUUGUUACUAUUGGCGGCUCAGGAGUGACAUCCAAGAGCAAGAUACGCAAAGGUACAAAUUACGAGGACGACGAAGCAGGGCAGGGAGACUGGACGCGUCUCGAUGAAGACAGCGUCUCGGAGAAAGGAAGCACAGCACCUGUUCGGGGCAUUCGCAAGGACAUGACCUUCGAGGUUUCGUCUCUACCAGGACAGAAGAAUGGCCGGAGUAAAAACGGACCCAGCUCUGUGAGGCGUCUCGCUGUUGGCACCGAGGCUUGGGUUGGCUUACGAGAGCCGAACUCUCGUGGUCAGUACGACAACUACCUGAACACGUCUCUCCGAGUUCAUGUUCCUGGGAUCUCGUUAGAGAACAUCGCGCUGCAAAUCUCCAACACCCUUGUCAACAUUCGAUUCCAACACCCUGAGGUUGGAUGCUCCGUCACCUGGGCUACCGACCAAGAUCCUCCCUUCAUUUUCAACGCUGGCGACCAGAAUCUAGCAAACAGUCCUUUCCAUCAUCCUUGGGGCAAGGAAAUUGCCAACCUCAACGAGCCGGUCCUCGAUGCAUGCAAAACCAACGUGGAUGCAUUAAGAGAGGAUUAUGACAAGGCGCGAGAUGACUUCAUCACCGAGUUGCUCAGAAGUGCGGCCAUCUCGAAGGCCAUAAAGAGUCAGCUCGGACCCCAGUUCACCUUCACUCACCUCGGCCAUGCCGCCAUGGUGCUUGCAUUACUGCGAGUCAGCCCCUUAGCAGGAGAUGCCUCGGACGCCCUGUUUCUUUCCUCGCCCUUGCCAGUCAAUGGGAGGCGAUACUUAAGUGGCAGCAAUGCAAGUAUUCGUUAUGGGUCGUGUCAGGCGGGCGCGUCGGUGGAAUUUGCACCACUUCGAUCGUACGCUGUCGAUGAGAGCAAUCCUGAAGCAGUCAGAAUGACACUCGCAAGCCUGGCUCAUCAUGUCAGAAACAGCUAUCAGCAUUGGCUGACGAACGAGUUCCAAUUGGUCAUAGACCAAGUUAAGAGCAACUUUCUAGCGGGGUUUCUGGCAUCAGCGCCUUCGUCCUUCUCACCGACAAGCUUUCCGGCCUUCGUCAGCGAUGGCAUUGUCGACAACUACAUUCCAGGAGACGUUUUCGGCUCCAGCGAUGAAAAGAUCUACACCGUGGAGAGUUGCAAUUUCCACCUGACGACUUAUUCCUCUGAUGUGCUUGUUCGAAUGGACAGUUUCAAAGGCCAGACUAGUCUUUCUGUCUGUUUCAACAAUGGACGUCUUGACAAGAACCUCGCCAAGGCUUUCCUGAAUGCUAUAGUUGAUUUCAUGAUGGCAUUUGCAACUUGA